Cladophialophora yegresii CBS 114405 is the source of this 1134-nucleotide messenger RNA. RefSeq lists its product as uncharacterized. Lineage: Eukaryota; Fungi; Ascomycota; Eurotiomycetes; Chaetothyriales; Herpotrichiellaceae. The transcript has a single exon. The coding region runs from base 1 to 1134 and encodes 377 amino acids. The record is from RefSeq and is a predicted model, not a curated record. Gene Ontology annotation, molecular function: hydrolase activity.
AUGGACGUGCCCGAUUUCUUCGCAACGGACCCCGACUGGGCAGCCUACGCGGUCAAGCACGGCUUCCCACUUCCUCCGGAUAGACCGAUUGACAAACAUUCUCUGCCGCGAUUCGACGCACACUCCUGGGACUUCCAAGCCAUCAGAGAGGCGAGUGCCGCGACAGAAAAAAUAUGGGCUCGCAACCAUCCACUCUCCAGCGUUGGCUAUGAGACCACGCUGACCGACAUCCGAGUUCGGGACGGUACGUUUUGCAGCGUAAAGAUUUCUUGGCCUGCAAACCCACGACACAACAGACGUUGCAGCAGCAUCUUGGGCGCACAAUCGUGUCUGCUACCAGUGCUAUUCGUGACGCACGGCGGAGGCUGGAUCCAGGGCACGCACACGACCGAAGAGGCAUGGCUGCUUUGGCCACUUUACCAAAGAUUCGAUAUCAUCAUUGUCAGCGUCGAGUACCGACUGGCGCCUGAGCACAAAUUCUCGACAUGGAUUGAAGACUCCUGGGACGUGUUGCAACAACUCUUGCAGGACCCAGGACACUUCUUGCCUACGUAUUGUCCCGUCCAAGUAGAUCCAAAGACUCUCUACUUGGCGGGUUCCUCCUCUGGUGGUGGCAUUAGCGCCGUCUUAUCGCAGCUAUGCCGCAACCACAGUAUUCCCGUCUCAGGGGUGAUCCUGAAUGUACCUGUUCUUUGUGAUUACCGCGAUCUGUCUGCGAUUAUGCCACAUUCAAGGAAGGGGGAACCAUCGUACGAUCAAUGUAUUGGUACAUUCUCGGAUUCUCGUGGCUUGAUGGCUGUCUGGGACAUGGUACGACCUUCAGCAGCAUCUCGGCCAGAUCCUCUUGCAUCGCCACUGCUCGGUGAUCUCUGCGUGUUACCACCGCACAUUAUAUGUGUGGCUGGUCAGGACCCGCUGAGGGACGAGGGCAUACAAUAUGCGAAGAAGCUUCAGCAACAAGGUUCCCCUGUGAGGUUGCAGAUAUACCCAGGGGUGCCGCACAACUUUGCUCAAUUUUGGGAACUCAAAGCCUGUCAACGGUUCUGGGAUGACUUGCAGAGGGAGAUGGGGUGGUUAUUGAACAAGACCAACUCCUGGGGUGAUGAAGGUUCAGUUGAAAAUAGCAAACCUUAA